GAUGAUGUUCUGAUGGAUGGUAAUGAAGAUAUCAUUCCUGCUGUGAAAGGACGGAGGCACGAUGCGACGAACGACAUCCUUCGCGAGGGUUUUGUGAAAAUGGAACACCUUGUGCAUGAGCUCAGUCGUCAAACCUCCAUCCCCACCCAUCAAGUCAUCUCAUUAUGGCACAAGAGCCAUGCUCGCGGCAUCAAUGGUGUUAACCAUUGGAACGCAUAUAGCGGCUACUUCAAGGAUAAUCUUAAGCAGGAGCUUGCCAGACUCGGUGGCAAGGCUCCUGAUGUACCAGGAACACCAAGCGCUACUGUACGCCGUAACUGCUAUGAGCUAUUUAAAGCAGCGUAUCCGGACACCUGGCAGACUAUCCUAGAGUACCACGGCCAGUCUGUACUUCUUAGUGGUGUCCCUCAGACCGUUGCCAUGCGCGCACAGGAGUUUCAAAAGUUUUUUAAGAAGAUCGUUGCUGUGGUAUGUACAUCUCAACUUGUAGUAUUAUAA
Molecule: messenger RNA, 498 nt
Organism: Suillus plorans
Lineage: Eukaryota; Fungi; Basidiomycota; Agaricomycetes; Boletales; Suillaceae
Exons: 2
Source: RefSeq, a predicted model, not a curated record